Hymenoscyphus albidus is the source of this 1221-nucleotide messenger RNA. Lineage: Eukaryota; Fungi; Ascomycota; Leotiomycetes; Helotiales; Helotiaceae. The record is from the annotation of a GenBank genome assembly.
AUGACUGAAAUGGGGCGUUCGUUGUUGAUGCGAAAUAACUUCAUCGAAGCUUUCGUAAGGAAGAUGAUUCCUACAAAACGCAUCUCUUAUUCCAAUGAGAAGGAACCCCGAGCGUCACCACCAAGUGGUUUGGUUAUGGACCUUCAAUUCCAUGACUGCCACCCAACAAAGUGGAAGACAGAACUGCCAUAUGACCAUUCGCCGCUUACAUAUGUGAGGCGUACUGCACUCCCCAUGAUGUCCGCAAGACAUCUGCCUCUGUUGGUCAAAUUGAUCAACAGUACAUUUUCAUCUGCUCUGUCGCAUAACCUUUAUACAGCCAAAGGCAGCAACACAUCACCCAAAGAUCCACUUUACAAGAUCUCUCUGGAUUUCAACGACACGAUCAGCCGGGAAAAAGCACAGCAGAUAGCAGAGAGCCUGAGGGGAUUACGUGAGUUUCGAUUCCAAUGGAAGCCCUUUUUCGAACGAGCCCCAGACCCUAUUGAGCUCUGGCGAAACCGAGUUAACUUGUACGAUAGAGAAAUAGUCAUCACGGGACUGGACCUGGAAAGCGCUGAUAAGUUAAAGGCAUCAUCGAACCUUCCCGUUCUCAAAUCGGAAGAAACCUUGGAAGAGAUCUACCAGUUCAUUGAAACGGGAGAUCGCCUUGCGGAGGCAGGAGCUUACCUGCAAGCUCACGCUUACUAUCUGCUUGCCGUCAACACCCUGCGAUAUGACAUGAUUCCGCAUGGAAAUAUCCCCCAAUGGACUUUGCAGCGCCGGACACGGUAUACGGUACGUGAACUCACCCAACCUUUUCCGCACAUCCACUUCAGGCUUCCUCAACACAUCGGCCUCACCCUCGGUGUUUGGAGGAAGCUCGCAAGAGUAGCUUUGCAGUGUGGGUUAAUGGACAAGCACAGGCGUUGGUGGGAUGCGAUCGGUGGGGCUUUGGCCAGUACCGAUCGUGGAAGUCCCGAGCAGCAGGUGAGUAUUCUUCGCGAACAUCUUCGUGAUGUUGUGGAGCAUGGGGAGGUUGAGAUGGUCAUGGAGGCUUUUGUUGGUAGUGAGGAGCAUCCUUUCCAAGGUCUUGAGGAGGUUCAGAGGGAGUUUCGCCAUUUGGUGGGGAACUCGGAGUUUGGGGAUUAUGAGGAUUACUUUGUGCCUGAGAUGUUUGAUGAGGAUGAAGUGGAAGAAGACAUUUACAUUUCUUGCUUGGAUUUCUUGCUUCUUAACUGA